UCCUGUUCUGAUUUUAGAUCUCGGCCGAUAUUUGUUGAGUUGGUGAUUCCAGCUUUUACACUGACACUUGUUGGACACAGAGCUGCCGUCUUUCAGCGCUAAUUUUCUGAAACCGCUCUGAUCUUAUUUACAACUGAUCGACUUUUGGCAAUAAAUCAUCACAUUAAUAAAACGAAGACAUAUUAUCGUCUGUACAUUUGGCUUUGACGUUGUUUCCUGUGUCAGCACGAUGAGUAAAAAGGCUAUGAAAGCUCCAGAUAGGCCAUCUUCUAAAAUGUCCAAAGCUACCCUCGCACCAAAGUCGGGCAUGAGCGUGAAGUUGUACUUUCAACAGAACUGGAGACGAGAUGUUAGAGUGUUUCAAACUGAUCACCAGACAGAGUUUAGGAAGUUUUUAAAGCAACUUAAACAAGUUCUCAAACUUCGUGACAACCAAAACAUUGUAAUUAAAUGGCAAGACGAUACAGGCGACCUGAUAACGAUAUCGAGUGACUCCGAAAUGCAGCUCGCCACAAAACACAUCAGACACACUGACACUCUCAAUAUCAUUGUGCAGUUGCUGGAGGAAGUUUCGAGUCCGACCCUUUGUGAUAAGUGUGACCAGACGAUUAUCUGCAACAUCCGGUACAAGUGCGACAAGUGUGCCAACUUCGUGUGCUGUGUCAGGUGCUACCAAUCUGCUCACAACAAACCGAGUAUCCACGAGCACGAGCUGUACAAAGAAAAGUAUCCGUGUUAUUGUCCAAUGCACAGAACAUCAGAAACUGAUGUCCACACUUUUCCUCCAGACCGACCCCUCUCCGCUGUACCUCCUCACCUCAUGCACCUUCCUGGAGACAGUCAUAGAGGACGGAGCUCCAGUCUACCAAACGGUAUCCAAGGAAAUUACCACGGUCACCAAGGUUACCAAGGUCACCAUGGUAACCAACAACACUAUCCAAGUAACGGCUACCACAGAUCCUCCAGUAUGGGGCAGGGCGGACAGUAUUCAAAUAGUAACAGUAUGGAGGAUCUCAUGAUGCGAGGAUUGAACCCAACUUGUCCGGACCUGCUACCCGAUGACUAUGAUAACAACUAUAGGACAGCAGAGAGGCGAGAGGUUCUUAGUGGCCCAGAAGGACAGGUCUACAAGCAGCAGCAAAUGUCCGUGUUCCAGAAUCCAGAGUCCGGUGUGGUUGCAAUAAGGUCUAGAAGAAGUCGUGAAACCAGGUCCAAAACCCAACAACUCGGCUGAUGUGUGAUAUUGUGAACCGGCCAUGUCAAAUGUUAAUUUCUAACAUGAUCAAUGACUCUACUUCUUAAUUCUAUAUUAAUAUAGAUAUGUACACUUGUAUGGAUUUUAUCGACAACUACAGUGCGUCGACUUAGAAUUGGUGGUUUUAACAUUUGUUUACUAUGAGUAUGAUCAGCCGCUCAAAAUACACAUUAAAAUCGAUCCAAUCAUUAAGAUUUUCAGAGUUUCUAACGUUUCGAGUAGAAAUACC
This is a messenger RNA of Bolinopsis microptera, 1484 nucleotides long. RefSeq lists its product as uncharacterized. The transcript has 7 exons. Bases 230 to 1234 code for a protein of 334 amino acids. The record is from RefSeq and is a predicted model, not a curated record. Lineage: Eukaryota; Metazoa; Ctenophora; Tentaculata; Lobata; Bolinopsidae. Gene Ontology annotation, molecular function: zinc ion binding; protein binding.